CUGAUAAAGGGACGUCCCUGAGCGCGGGGACAGGCGGUUUCCCGAUGCCACCGCUCCGGAGGUGGCACUGCCGGAGCCACCACCAGGGUCCCGUGUGCCGGCGUGACCCCGUGUCCUCAGUGUCCCCUGUGUCCCCCGUGUCCCCCGGCAGUGUCACCAUGCGCCUGCCCCGCUGCCUCCUGCUCCUGGCCAGCCUCAUCCCGCCAGCCCUCGGCUCCUGGGGGGUCUCCUACCCCGAGUCCCUGCAGGCCAGCGGGGGGUCCUGCCUGGUUGUCCCCUGCACCUUCAGCUACCCCGCGGAUGUGACAACCGCCGACGGCAUCGUGGCCAUCUGGUACAAGGACUACGAUGGCCAGCGGACGCUGGUGUUCCACUCCACCACCCCCAAGGAUGUGGAUCCCCGUUUUGGGGGUCGUGCCCAGCUCCUGGGGGACCCCAUGGCCCGGAAUUGCACCCUGCUGCUGCGGGGGGUGACACCAGGGGACAGUGGCCUCUACAGGUUCCGCUUCGAGAUCAUCAACGGCGACCGCUGGUCGGCGUCGCGGGAUGUGACCCUGAGCGUUUCGGAGGAUCUGGAGAGUCCCAGCGUCACCAGCAGCGAGGAGCAGACCGAGGGACAAAGGUCCACCUUGGAGUGCUCCACGCCCUACGUUUGUCCCGGGGGUGACAUCGUCCUGCACUGGGAGGGCUACGACCCCCGGGUGUCCGAGGUGUCCGGCCGCGUCCAGCUGGACACCAGCGGGGUCGGCCACCAGGUUAACCUGACCAGCUCCUUCUCCUGGAAGGACCAUUCCAAGAAGCUGCUCUGCGAGGUUUCCGACGGAUCCAAGAGGGCGAGCACGGAGGUGGUGCUGCGGGUCAGGCACACCCCCAAGGACACCCGGGUGUCGCUGAGCCCAUCCUCGGGGAACAUCGGCGUGGGUGACACGGUGACGCUGAGCUGCGAGGUUGGCAGCAGCCACCCGCCGGUCUCGGGGUACCACUGGUACAAGGACGGGGUGGCCGUGGGCACCGAGCGGGUGCUGGCCCUGCGGGGCGUGCGCCGCCAGGACCACGGGCGGUACCGCUGCGAGGCCCAGAACGUCCUCGAUGCCAAAGGGACGAUCCGGGAGAUCGUGCUGCCCAAAGGGCUGGACCUGGACCGGCCCAAGCGGACGCGGACGUCCUUCACGGCGGAGCAGCUCUACCGCCUGGAGCUGGAAUUCCAGCGCUGCCAGUACGUGGUGGGCCGGGAAAGGACGGAGCUAGCGCGGCAACUCAACCUCUCCGAGACCCAGAUCGCGGCUCAGAUCUGCCGCCAGGCCGGGCUGGUGAAGAAAUCCAAGGACGUGGUGGAUUUCCACGAGGACAACUUCGCCAUCGUCUUCGCGGCCAUGGGGGUGAACAUGGAGACCGCGCGGUUCUUCAAGUCGGACUUUGAGCAGAACGGCUCCAUGGAGAACGUGUGCCUCUUCCUCAACCUGGCCAACGACCCCACGAUCGAGAGGAUCAUCACGCCGCGGCUGGCGCUGACCACGGCCGAGUUCCUGGCGUACCAGUGCGAGAAGCACGUGCUGGUCAUCCUGACCGACAUGAGCUCCUACGCCGAGGCGCUCCGGGAGGUUUCGGCAGCCAGGGAGGAGGUCCCGGGUCGCCGCGGCUUCCCCGGCUACAUGUACACGGACCUGGCCACCAUCUACGAGCGCGCCGGGCGCGUGGAGGGCAGGAACGGCUCCAUCACCCAGAUCCCCAUCCUCACCAUGCCCAACGACGACAUCACCCACCCCAUCCCCGACCUGACCGGAUUCAUCACCGAGGGACAGAUCUACGUGGACCGGCAGCUCCACAACCGCCAGAUUUACCCCCCCAUCAACGUUCUGCCCUCCCUGUCCCGGCUGAUGAAAUCGGCCAUCGGAGAGGGAAUGACCCGGAAGGACCACGGGGACGUGUCCAACCAGCUGUACGCCUGCUAUGCCAUCGGCAAGGACGUGCAGGCCAUGAAGGCCGUGGUGGGCGAGGAGGCGCUGUCGGCCGACGACCUCCUGUACCUGGAGUUCCUGCACAAGUUCGAGAAGCAUUUCAUCUCCCAGGGGCCCUACGAGAACCGGAGCAUUUUCGAGUCGCUGGACAUCGGCUGGCGGCUCCUGAGGAUCUUCCCCAAGCAGCUCCUCAAGCGCAUCCCGGAAAACGUCCUGGCCGAGUUCUACCCCCGCGAGGCCAAGGCGGCCGAGCAGGGCACGGCCCUGUGAGCCCCGAUCCUGAAAUUCCGGAAAUUCCCGGAAUUCCUGAAAUUCCCCGUCCCUAAAAUCCCAUCCCCCUUCCCUAAAUUCCCCCUUCCCUAAAUUCCCUCUUCCCUGAAAUCCCUCUUCCCUAAAUUCCCUCUUCCCUAAAUUCCCUCUUCCCUAAAUUCCCUCUUCCCUAAAUUCCCUCUUCCCUAAAUUCCCCCUUCCCUAAAAUCCCAUCCCCCUUCCCUAAAAUUCCAUCCUCUUUCCUUGAAAUCCCCCUUCCCUGAAAUCCCCACAAAUCCCUAAAAUCUCCCUUCCCCAAAAUUCCCCUUUCCUGAAAUUUCCCUUCCCUGAAAUUUCCCUUCCCUAAAAUCCCCACAAAUCCCUGAAAUCCCCCUUCCCUAAAAUCUCCCAUCCCUAAAAUCCCAUCCCCCUUCCCCAAAAUUCCUUCUUCCCUAAAUUCCUUCUUCCCUAAAAUCCCAUCCCCCUUCCCUAAAAUUCCCCUUUCCUAAAA
Cyanistes caeruleus (blue tit) is the source of this 2718-nucleotide messenger RNA. The record is from RefSeq and is a predicted model, not a curated record. NCBI's taxonomy places the organism in Eukaryota, Metazoa, Chordata, Aves, Passeriformes, Paridae.